AUGAGGCGGUGUCUUAACGUGUUUCUGCUAGUUAUCAUGGCUCUGAGUAGUACAUUCAUGCUCUGGCAAGCUCUAUGUCUGACAACAAAUUCACCUUGCCCAAUCAUUGUGGUCAUUUCGGAAUCUAUGGCCCCAGCUUUUCAUCGGGGGGAUAUCCUUUUGCUUUAUAAUCGACAAGAAGUGAUUCAGGUGGGGGAUAUACCAGUCGUCUGGUUUACUGGUCAUCCAUUUCCGAUGGUCCACCGCGCAAUCCAAGUCCACUGGCAAAUGAUCGAGCACAAGCCGACGCAAUUGUUUCUGACCAAAGGCGACAACAAUGAGGCAGAUGAUGUUGCACUCUAUCCCCGUGGGCGAUUUACCGUCGCAAGAAACGAAGUCAUUGGUCUUGUUCGCGGCUAUGUACCUCUGCUCGGAUGGAUUGCCAUUAUGCCGAAAGACUUUUACCGCUCCUCGAGCAAAUACAUUAGUGAAAAGGUUAGGAGGCUUCGAGUCAUUUGA
Aureobasidium melanogenum CBS 110374 is the source of this 498-nucleotide messenger RNA. RefSeq names its product putative signal peptidase I. Gene Ontology annotation, cellular component: membrane; signal peptidase complex. The record is from RefSeq and is a predicted model, not a curated record. Gene Ontology annotation, molecular function: serine-type endopeptidase activity. Bases 1 to 498 code for a protein of 165 amino acids. NCBI's taxonomy places the organism in Eukaryota, Fungi, Ascomycota, Dothideomycetes, Dothideales, Saccotheciaceae. The transcript is spliced from 2 exons.